AUGCCCUCAGAGAUUUGUGCAGGCGGGAUAGGAGAGGAGAGUAUUAUUGAGCACUUGCUUGGCGGCAUUGGUUGUUGGUAUGUUUUACUGUGGCGUGGAAAGGGGCGUUGUUGUUUUCUUGGAGCUGUCGCGGAGGAGCGAGGGCGAGAGCGAGGGCGAGAGCGAGAGCGAGAGCGAGAGCGAGGGAAGAGUGUGUGCUGGCGGAGAGGGAAGGUGCUAGUAGAGGGCGGGGGCAGGUGCAGAAAUGAAGGAAAGGUGGAAGGAGAGGAAGAGGAGGGUCGUUGGAGUGAAAUGAAGGCGAAAUGCUUCACGGAAUUGAAUGAAUGCGAACGUUCACAUGGAGCGGAAGUGAUCUUUCGUUUUAUCACACUAUUUCUGAAGGAACUGCGAUGA
Messenger RNA from Acanthocheilonema viteae, 393 nucleotides. The record is from the annotation of a GenBank genome assembly. NCBI's taxonomy places the organism in Eukaryota, Metazoa, Nematoda, Chromadorea, Rhabditida, Onchocercidae.